This is a messenger RNA of Durusdinium trenchii, 1812 nucleotides long. Lineage: Eukaryota; Dinophyceae; Suessiales; Symbiodiniaceae. The record is from the annotation of a GenBank genome assembly.
AUGGCUGUCCUUCAAAGCCUGCUGCUUUGGAUGAUCGCAUAUGUGGCACUACAUGGUGCCUCCGGACACCGUGUGCAUCAAAUGGCUCAUGUAUCAGACGAACGGUUCAUGGCCUUGGAGCUGAAGGAAGAGGACGAAGAGGAGAUGCGGAAGGAAGCAGUGAAGUCAUUCAAACCACCUAAAGUGUGGAUGCCGACCGUGGAUUUGAUGAAAUGUUUCAUUCAUAAGGUGCAGCUCCACCGGAACUCCAGCACCACCAUCUUCGAACAAACUCGAAACAUUCUUGAAUAUGAAGAUCCAAGAGCAUGGGGUGCAAACUGGACCGGCUUCUUCUUCACGGUGAACUUCACAAACGAGGGAGGAGUGGAUGCUUUGGGUUUGCGCAAAGAGUGGCUCUCGCUUGUCCUGCAGUCCAUCGUGCUGCCAGCUGGCCAUGCAGACACGACAGGCUUGCAGUGCAUCAGCAGUGGCAAGUGCGGAGAUGAGGGCACACCGCAAUACUUGCUCAAAGCCUUGCCAUCUGGAGAGCUGGUGCCCAUCAGUGUGGAAGAGAUCGAAGCAUCGGAAGAGGUCGAAGCAUCAGGACAGACUGGGAGAGGCGGGAGAAUCGGAUCCAUGUUGAAAUUUGCCUAUGACGCUUACGAUUCGGCAUAUGAAAGGUUUCUCGGCGAAAAAGACAACGCAGAGAAGCUGCCUUCUGCCGCCCGCGUGCGUUUCCAGUUUUUGGGGAAGUGGCUGGCUCGGGCUCACAUCGUCACGGACCUGGGUUUCGCGCCAAUGGGUCUCCACAGUAUCAUUUACCAGAGCUUGGUGGCCGGUUAUGUGGUCACGCCCCAAACCACUUCUUUCUACAACAAGGAGGACACCAUCCCUGUCUGUGAGAAGCUGGCGGCCAUAUGGAUGCGACGUAGCCCGCAGGAGCUGCAAAGCUACGGAUGGCUGAGCUGCGAUGAAGUUAAGGACCACACAGGCAAGUACACCCAGGCUUUUGAAGAGCCGGUGAAGUACAUUGUGCAGGGCUUUCGGGAAGUGAUCCCCAGCACCUCUGGACUCUGGAAGCUUGUGGAUGGGAAGUGGAGGAAACUCUCCCAUCUCAUAGAAGGCAGCUCAGAGGUCAAUGUGGACGAAAUGUUGGAGGCAGUUUGGUGGGGAUUUCCUUCUUGUAGCAGCGAUGAGAAAGCUGUGAUCAUUGAAGUCUUACACGACUUGCAGAAGGAGGGUCAGGACUUGCCUCCCGUGAAGCGGCAAUUGAACAAGCUUCUACGAUUCUUCACGGGGGAGUCGCUGCUGAUCGAAGGCACCAGCGGCACGGGGAAGUCCUCGCUCCUUCGAGCCAUCGGCGGCCUUUGGAGCCACGGCUCAGGCACAAUUCGACGAACCCGAUUGGAGAGGUGCUUCUUUCUUCCACAGCAGCCUUACCUUUGUUUGGGAAGUCUGCGCGACAAUGUGCUCUAUCCAAGAGACAAGGAUGAGGUUGAUGUUUCGAAUGACGCCAUACAAGAAGUUUUAGGAUCCUUGGGAAUCAGCCAUCUCGAGGAUCGUUAUGAAUUGGAUCGCCAUUUGGACUUCACCAACAUCCUUUCAGGUGGCGAACGGCAAAGGCUGGGAUUCGCACGCCUACUGCUUAGAGAUGAUAUCGAGUUGGCUUUGCUGGAUGAGGCGACCUCGGCGUUGGAUGAUGAGAAUGAGAAGGUGGCCUACCAGCUCUUGCGGCAGAAGGUGCCCUCCUACGUCUCGGUGGGCCAUCGAGCCUCCUUGGUGAGUUGGCAUACCAACCGUUUGCUCUUAAACAGGCCUGGAUGCAAAAGCUAA